CCCCUCCCCGGGGGACCCCCGUGCCCGGGGGAAGCCCCGCGCGGGGCGCCCUCCGCCUGCCUCCGUCCCUCCGCCUCCCCGAGGCCAGGGGCUGCCUCCUCGGGCCGCGCCGGGCCGCCCCGCACUGCGCAUGAGCGGGAGCCCGGCAAGCCCGUGAGAGGAGCCGCCGCCGCCGCCGCCGUCCAUUCGCUGCGGAGCCGGAGGAGGAGGGGAGAGGCCUGGAGGACACCAACAUGAACAAGUUGAAAUCAUCGCAGAAGGAUAAAGUUCGUCAGUUUAUGAUCUUCACACAAUCUAGUGAAAAAACAGCAGUAAGUUGUCUUUCUCAAAAUGACUGGAAGUUAGAUGUUGCAACAGAUAAUUUUUUCCAAAAUCCUGAACUUUAUAUACGAGAGAGUGUAAAAGGAUCAUUGGACAGGAAGAAGUUAGAACAGCUGUACAAUAGAUACAAAGACCCUCAAGAUGAGAAUAAAAUUGGAAUAGAUGGCAUACAGCAGUUCUGUGAUGACCUGGCGCUCGAUCCAGCCAGCAUUAGUGUGUUGAUUAUUGCAUGGAAGUUCAGAGCAGCAACACAGUGCGAGUUCUCCAAACAGGAGUUCAUGGAUGGCAUGACAGAAUUAGGAUGUGACAGCAUAGAAAAACUAAAGGCCCAGAUACCCAAGAUGGAACAAGAAUUGAAAGAACCAGGACGAUUUAAGGAUUUUUACCAGUUUACUUUUAAUUUUGCAAAGAAUCCAGGACAAAAAGGAUUAGAUCUAGAAAUGGCCAUUGCCUACUGGAACUUAGUGCUUAAUGGAAGAUUUAAAUUCUUAGACUUAUGGAAUAAAUUUUUGUUGGAACAUCAUAAACGAUCAAUACCAAAAGACACUUGGAAUCUUCUUUUAGACUUCAGUACGAUGAUUGCAGAUGACAUGUCUAAUUAUGAUGAAGAAGGAGCAUGGCCUGUUCUUAUUGAUGACUUUGUGGAAUUUGCACGCCCUCAAAUUGCUGGGACAAAAAGUACAACAGUGUAGCACUAAAGGAACCUUCUAGAAUGUACAUAGUCUGUACAAUAAAUACAACAGAAAAUUGCACAGUCAAUUUCUGCUGGCUGGACUGAACUGAAGAUCAAUCCUCACAAUUCAGACUGAGGGUUGAGACAAAACUUUAAGGAUACAUCUUGGACCAUAUCGUAUUUCAUUCUUCUAAUGGUGGUUUGGGCUUGUCUUCUAGUCUGGGCCGCUCUAAACAUUUAUAAUUCCAACAUUGUGGAUUUCAUCUUAUAUCUGUGGACCAUCCUAGUUUAUUCUCCCAUAAGUCUUAGAAGCUUUAUGGUGAUUAUUUUGAGGUUUUCAUUCUCGCAUAAAGCACAAUGCUGUCUUCAUCAGAAAACAGUUGGCAUAAGAAUUAAACAUAUGAACAUCACAAAACAAUUUAUAAAAACUUCUUAAAUAUACGCUUUGGGCUAGUUGCAAAGACUAUGCUAAUAGCACUUCCAAUGAGAGUGAUAUAUUUAAGUGUACUGGAUCUGGAAUGGUGUUUUGGUUUGGGGGGAAUUUUUUUUUUUUUUCCUGGCAAAUCACAUGUGUUGUUGAUGUGAGUAUCUGAUGAAAAAACAAUGUCAGAAUAACCGACAUGAAAAUUUUUUAGGAUAACUUGGUGCCUACCUGAAAAAUGUAUUGUGUUUUAGACUCUUGAUUUCAAAAGGUUCCACAGAACUAGUCUGCGCUUACCUUACCCAUGUUUAUAUAUAGCUGUCCUACAGGGAGCUUUUAUUUAGAAAAUGUCUGCAUAAUGUUAGAUUCUUCUCCUGUCUACAUUAUGCACUACAUAAUUGGACUUCAUUAUGCUUUUGAAAUGCUUAUCUGCCUGUCACAUAAGUUAAACUAUUUAAUUUGUUUUGAAUGUUUUGGAUUGCUACACAAUACAAUAUUCUAAAUUUAGGCAUGAGGGUUUUUUUGUUUUGUUUUUACUUUUUUUUUGUCAUCGCACUAUGGAACACAAAUGAAAUUCUCUUAAUUUAUAAGAAAAUAGUUGCAGUUAAAUUUUGAAAAUGGUUGUAAUGAGCCAUGAAGUUCAAUCUUUAUAAUAUAGGUACUGCUCUUUCAGACAAAUAGUCCAUUUUCGAUGACUUAUUAUUUUGUUGAAAUUGCUUUAACUGCUAAUCACUGUGGUUGCCAAAUAUUUACUUCAGGAGCAAAGAUUUUCAAACAAGCAUACACGAUGCAAAAUACCAAUCUGGCUUCUAGUCUCUUUACUGUUUUUGUUUCACUCAGAUUAGCUCAGUUUUCUCAUCAAAGCAGAAUGCUAUCUUGUAUGUAUUUUUUUCAUUACAAGCCCCAUGAGCUGCUUUUAUGCUGAAAAUGGUCAUUUCCCUGUUCACUUACUGACAUGUGAAGAAGGGUUUCUUGCUUUCUUAAACAUUUCCGUAAGGCAGGCUAGAAAUGUAAUACUUCAAAUGUUCGAUGAUUAUGGUCUUUUGAUAGGAAUAGAUUCUGCUUGGGAUAUAUAUCCAGGCACUCUCUAAGGUCUAGGGUUGAUAUUAACAAAGGAAUGUACUUAGAAUAGCAGUACAUUUUAUGCAAAUAUGGAAAUUAUUUUAAGAAACAAUGACAUAUCAAAACUGCUUUUUAUUUACAUGAUUUUGAAAUAGACUAGAAAGCUUUCCCUAUAGACAUAUUAAUAUUCCAAUCAUAAUUUUAAUUCAAGAAUGCAGUUUUACCAAAAGAAAAAUUUGAAAAUUUCUAUUCAGGCUACUGGAAUUGGUUAUUAAAAGAAAAAGGAAAAAGAAGAAUCUUGCUGCUUUCAGUAUUUCCUGAUUUUUUUGUAAAUAUAAAGAGGAACUUCAAUUAUGAAAAAUUUUUAAAAGAUAUAUAUAUCUAUAUAUCUAUAUAUAUGUACUGUUUUGUUUCCUGUCUUGAAGAUUUUGAGUUAUGGUUAUUGGUUUCAGAUUGAUUAAUUCACAUAUGCUGUGUUUUGAAAUGAGAUCCCAUUAGCUUUUUUUUUUUUUUCAAUAUAAAGUGUUUUCUUUAAAAGUCUGAUAUUGGUUCGUGGCCUAGUGCCUUGGAUUUUACAUAUUUUUCUUUUUAAGUGCAAAACCUUUUCAACAAAAUAGUGUUUGUCAUCAGGUUGGUACUAAACAUUUAUAAUUACUGUGUAAUUAUAAACAAAAAUACAUAAAGCUUUGAAUAUAAUUAUGUAGCAUAAAAGUUAAGGUUGUUCACUAUGAUGGCAUCUUAGAAUUAAACACAACUUUUACUAGGGCUGAAAAGAGAA
Molecule: messenger RNA, 3255 nt
Organism: Gorilla gorilla gorilla (western lowland gorilla)
Lineage: Eukaryota; Metazoa; Chordata; Mammalia; Primates; Hominidae
Gene: DCUN1D1
Product: defective in cullin neddylation 1 domain containing 1
Exons: 7
Coding region: 234-1013 (259 amino acids)
Biological process (GO): protein neddylation
Cellular component (GO): ubiquitin ligase complex
Molecular function (GO): ubiquitin conjugating enzyme binding; cullin family protein binding; ubiquitin-like protein binding
Source: RefSeq, a predicted model, not a curated record